Molecule: messenger RNA, 2713 nt
Organism: Syngnathus acus (greater pipefish)
Lineage: Eukaryota; Metazoa; Chordata; Actinopteri; Syngnathiformes; Syngnathidae
Product: cytochrome P450 1B1-like
Exons: 1
Coding region: 225-1802 (525 amino acids)
Biological process (GO): progesterone metabolic process; hormone biosynthetic process
Molecular function (GO): heme binding; steroid 17-alpha-monooxygenase activity; iron ion binding
Source: RefSeq, a predicted model, not a curated record
CACAGUCAGCCACUCAAACCUUAAAUCAUUUGCAAAAUAUAAACUUUUGCCAAACUCAUUCAUAGAAAACUGACUGGCAUUUUUAGGAACUUUUCUCUUCAGAAUUUCAUCUGAUUUGGUCAAAAAAGAUUCAUUUUUGCUUUAACUUAAAAAAAAAUAGUUUCUUAAUAUACUUUGAGACAAAGAAGUUCUUUUUUGAAGCAGUGUCCCAAUUAUUUGUCUCCAUGGCAGUGGACCCUGACUUUGCUGUGAAGAGCAGCAGCAUCAUGCGAGAGUGGAGUGGAGAGGUCCAGCCAGCUCUUGUUGCAUCUUUUAUCUUCCUCUUCUGCCUGGAAGCCUGCCUCUGGUUCAGAAACUUGAGACUCAAGAGAAGACUGCCGGGACCCUUCGCCUGGCCCGUUGUGGGCAAUGCCAUGCAGCUGGGCCAGAUGCCUCACAUCACCUUUGCCAAACUGGCCAAAAAAUAUGGUAACGUGUACCAGAUAAGACUCGGUUGCAGUGACAUUGUGGUGCUGAACGGCGACAGGGCCAUACGUCAGGCUUUGAUACAGCACAGCAAAGAGUUUGCCGGCAGACCAAACUUUCCCUCCUUCCAGAUGAUCUCAGGGGGGAGAAGCCUGACGUUCACUAAUUACAGCAAAGAGUGGAAGGCGCAUCGGAAAAUUGCCCAGUCCAGCUUGAGAGCGUUCUCCUCUGCAAACAGUCAGACGAAAAAAGCCUUUGAGCAGCACGUUAUGGCUGAGGCGAUGGAACUGGUGCAGGCAUUUUUGAGACACAGCACAGAUGGACAAUAUUUUAACCCGUCUCAUGAGUUCACAGUAGCUGCCGCUAACGUCUUGUGCGCACUUUGCUUCGGGAGGCGAUACGGGCACGACGAUGUGGAGUUCAGGACCAUGUUGACGAGGCUGGACAAGUUUGGUGAGACGGUCGGUGCGGGAAGCUUGGUCGAUGUCAUGCCCUGGCUCCAAUCCUUCCCCAACCCGGUCCGAAGUCUCUACGAGAACUUUAAGAAUCUCAACGAGGAGUUCUUCGCCUAUGUGACAGAUAAAGUGGUGCAGCACAGAGAGUCCUUCGAUCCAGAUGUGACCCGGGACAUGAGCGACGCCAUCAUCAACGUGAUCGAGCACGGAGACGAGAGCGGCUUGACGAAAGAGUUCGUAGAAGCCACGGUGACCGAUCUGAUUGGAGCGGGCCAAGACACGGUAUCCACCAUCAUGCAGUGGAUCGUGCUACUGCUGGUCAAAUACCCCGAGGAGCAAGCUAAGCUCCAUGAUCUCAUCGACAAAGUGGUGGGUCCGGACAGACUGCCCUCAACCGAGGACCGAAGCAGGUUGGCAUACCUGGACGCCUUCAUCUACGAGGUCAUGCGCUUCACCAGCUUUGUCCCCAUCACCAUCCCUCACUCCACCACCUCAGACGUCACCAUCGAAGGUCUCAGCAUCCCCAAAGACACGGUGGUCUUCAUCAACCAGUGGUCCGUCAACCACGACCCCCUGAAAUGGAAGGAUCCGCAUAUCUUCAACCCCUCUCGCUUCCUGGGUGAAAACGGAGCCCUCGAUAAGGACGUCGUCAACAGCGUUAUGAUUUUUUCAAUAGGUAAGCGGCGAUGUAUCGGUGACCAGAUUGCCAAGGUCGAAGUGUUUUUAUUCACGGCCGUCUUGUUGCACCAAUGUGGCUUAGAGAGCAACCCUUCUCAUCCCGUCAGCCAGGAUUGCUCUUACGGGCUGUCGCUGAAGCCCCUCACAUACUAUGUCACCGCCAAGCUUCGAGGAAAGUUACUUGGCUUGGUUUCUCCAGCGUAAACUGCAUGUAUCAACAAUGUGACUCAAGGCCAGCAGCGACUUCCCCAAACUUCCCCACCAAUGACAUCUAACAGCCCGUACUAGCAUAUCUGCACAAAGUCUUAUUGUAUAAUUUAAUGUAUUUAAACGUGCAUUGGGAGUGUGAUGUCAAAUCUAUCAUUUGUGAAUGUUGGAAUUCAGGUCAGUGGACUUUUGGCAUCAAUGCGAGAGGGUAAAAAGGUUCUCCUAAUUUUUCAGACAGUAUAAAGAGAAUAUUAAGAGGUUUUUUUUUUGCAUGAACUUAUAGGAUGAGCACAGGGGCAUUUACCAACUUUGAAUGGCCAUUUAAACUAAUAUUGUAAUGUAAUAAAUGCUUGUGAAUGUUAUGGUCACGAGUUGACUCACUGUUUUCAUUCAUGAUCUUAUAAUAUGAGAAUAUAUUUAACCUUUUUCACAUUGUGCUUUUACAAUGUGCUUUUUUUUAUACAUUAUGGGUAACAUAGUAAAUGUAAGAAGAAAUGUUAUCUGUCUACUAUCAUCUACUGUAUUCAAAGCAUGUGAAGACAUAAAAUGGGAUGAUGAAAGGGAACUUGGAAGUGAAGAGGAAGUCUUUUAUCAACAUCCAUCAGCGAAAAUGUGCACAAACCUUUGUGCAGCCAGUGUUCCCCGAGCAGCGUUUGCCAAACAGCGCUCCCACAAAUACACACAACACAGAUGUGCGCCAUGUUUCUUUCCCCCAUGAGGCAUUAUCAUGACUGUUUGUUUACAACAUUUUCAAAGCUACACGGAUGUUCCUGCACCGUCUUAGGCCUGCACGCUCAGCGCAUGUCUACCUUCUCCAGGAGCAUCAUGAUGGUUUUAAAUGAUGACAAGAAUAAGCUGUAUCUGAAAUGAAUACUGAUAAUAAUGGUAAAUAAAAAUACUGAAUGUUU